Penicillium alfredii is the source of this 186-nucleotide messenger RNA. RefSeq lists its product as uncharacterized. Gene Ontology annotation, biological process: mitochondrial respiratory chain complex II assembly. The record is from RefSeq and is a predicted model, not a curated record. NCBI's taxonomy places the organism in Eukaryota, Fungi, Ascomycota, Eurotiomycetes, Eurotiales, Aspergillaceae. Bases 1 to 186 code for a protein of 61 amino acids. The transcript is spliced from 2 exons. Gene Ontology annotation, cellular component: mitochondrion.
AUGGCGCGACUCUCCGGUCUCCAGCGGGAGGUGUUGUCACUCUAUCGUCAAUGCCUGCGGGAGAUUCGCAAGAAGCCUGUGCGGUCGGUCAGCAAGAAGGAUUUUGGUGCCGUCGAAUAUCUCCUGCGCAAAGGCCACCGCCAACUGGAGAUGUAUGCCUCUCCAGGAAUUCGUAAUAUCCGAUGA